AAGGCAUUGUCCCUUUUCCCCACAUCACAUGCAGGGAAGUGACCUCAUUUUCAGAUGCGGAACAGAGGCCGACUUUUAGGGAAGUGUUACUCGGUAUCAACUCCCGUCCCGACCUCGGUACGGUAUAUUUAGGGAGAGGGACCUACCUGAGAUACCUAGGCCUUACAGUAGACGUCCUCUAGCUCUCGAGUCAAGUCAUUGCCGAUCCCGAGAUACAAGUCUCCCUCCAAUACCUUUCCUUACAAGCUUUAAAUACUUGUAUCUGGGCUCCUCUAAUCGAGCACGGCCCCGCGCGACUUCUUAAACUUGUAUACUACAUCGACCAUUUACAAACGGCAUCAUGUCAGACAACGCCGAAAAGGAGACCACUCCUCAGAUCGAUACGCCUGUGACAAAGGUCGAGAUUACUCCUAACAAGGUCGAAAUCAGCACGGCGCCUGAGACUCAAGCAAUCCCUCAGAAUGACAAUGUCGCUCACGCUCUUGCUGGCGCUGGAGGUGGUCUUCUGUCCAUGAUCCUGACCUACCCUCUCAUCACCCUCUCAACACGCGCUCAGGUCGAGUCUAAGAAGGCCGAGAGCAAGUUCAGCGAGGCUGUUGGCAACAUCAUCGCCCGUGAGGGUAUCUCUGGUCUCUACUCCGGUAUUAACUCGGCCCUCUUCGGCAUCAGCGUCACCAACUUUGUCUACUACUACUGGUACGAAUGGACUCGCGGUUUCUUCGAGAAGGCUGCUGCUAAGGCUGGUCGCGCUGGCGCCAAGCUCACCACCGUUGAGUCCAUGAUUGCUGGUGCUAUCGCUGGUUCGGCCACCGUCAUCAUCACCAACCCUAUCUGGGUCGUCAACACCCGAGUCACCACUCGCCAGCAGGAGAAGAAGCAGGAUGUCGAGGCUGGCGAGUCUAAGCCUGCCAAGGCUCCCAGCACCAUCGGCACUCUGUUGCUGCUCCUCAAGAACGAGGGUCCUCAGGCUCUCUUCUCUGGGGUCAUCCCAGCUCUUGUCCUCGUUAUCAACCCUAUUCUUCAGUACACUCUCUUUGAGCAACUCAAGAACACAGUUGAGAAGCGUCGCAAGGUGACUCCUACUAUCGCCUUCUUCCUCGGCGCCCUUGGCAAGCUGUUUGCUACUGCCAUCACCUACCCUUACAUCACCGUCAAGUCUCAGAUGCACGUCCAGGGCAGCGGUAAGAAGGAGGGUUCCCUUAGCGCUCUUUCUCGCAUCGUCCGUGAGAGCGGUUACUCUGGUCUCUACCGAGGUAUCGGCCCUAAAGUCACCCAGAGCGUCCUCACUGCUGCGCUCCUCUUUGCCUUCAAGGACGUUCUCUAUGAGCAGACCGUUCGUCUCCGAAUGGCCCAGGCCGCUCGCCGACGUGUCGCCGCUUAAGCUAGCUUAAGCACUGGUCCCACUAGACCUGUCUUUCUUAUCAGAACCAGGAUUGAAGAUCCCCAAUUAUUCUCGGUAUCUCAUUCCGAUUACCGAAAAGCAUUUGCGGUGAGGAUGUGUUCAGUUUGUUAUUGAAAUUGGCACAAUGGAAAUGGCGUUGUAUCUUAUAUACCUAGUAUUAGUUCAUGUUCUGUUUGAUGUUUGAAACCAGGGCUGGUAACCAGGAAUAUUGGAAGAGGGUGUUGCUCUCAUCUGGAUACCCGAAUACUCUAAGGCGGCUUUGAUGUAACAAUUCAAUUUAAGCUCAUUUUGUCAUUAUA
Messenger RNA from Fusarium oxysporum Fo47, 1701 nucleotides. RefSeq names its product mitochondrial carrier domain-containing protein. NCBI's taxonomy places the organism in Eukaryota, Fungi, Ascomycota, Sordariomycetes, Hypocreales, Nectriaceae. Gene Ontology annotation, molecular function: ATP transmembrane transporter activity; FAD transmembrane transporter activity; coenzyme A transmembrane transporter activity. The coding region runs from base 341 to 1381 and encodes 346 amino acids. Gene Ontology annotation, cellular component: peroxisomal membrane. The transcript is spliced from 4 exons. The record is from RefSeq and is a predicted model, not a curated record.